AUGCAGCGUCAGCUGGACCAGCUCCCUCAAUGGCUGGAUAAGUGGCGUCUCAGAGUAAACGUUUCGAAGACCCAAGCGAUCUCCAUGGGACGACGACACCCACCACAGCCCCCCUCCCUGAUGGGACAACCCCUCCAAUGGGCACGGACGGUCAAGUACCUGGGCGUGACCAUCGACCGUGGCCUAUCAAUGAAACAACAUACGAAGGAAGUCGUUGAGAAAUCGCGAGCCGCGCGUGCUCUCCUGCGACCCGUUCUCCGAUCCGAUCUCCCCCUCCGAGCCAAGCUGGCCGUCUACAAGACAUACAUAAGAUCGCACCUAACAUACGCCGCUCCCGCCUGGUAUGCCUUAGUCAAGGAACCAGAGCGUGGACGCCUGCGCGCCCAGCAAUCACUAGUGCUGAGGACUCUUGUAGACGCGCCGUGGUGCGUUCGGAACGCGACCAUCGCCAGAGACCUACACAUGGAGAGCCUCGACGACUUCAUAACUCGACUGAGUCGGGCCAUGUUUCAGCGCGCCGACGCGUCGACCUUCGCACACAUACGCGAAGUGGCCCCGUAUCACAGACGCCCGCCAGACGGACACGCCCUGCCGCGAGAUCUUCUUCCCGCGGCCCUACCCGGACUUACCCCACACAAACAUCCGCCGUAA
This is a messenger RNA of Danaus plexippus (monarch butterfly), 651 nucleotides long. RefSeq lists its product as uncharacterized. Lineage: Eukaryota; Metazoa; Arthropoda; Insecta; Lepidoptera; Nymphalidae. The coding region runs from base 1 to 651 and encodes 216 amino acids. The record is from RefSeq and is a predicted model, not a curated record. The transcript has a single exon.